GCCCAUAGCGCGCGGGCUGAGGGCCGCACGCCCCGUGGGGGCACCCGGCCCUGUCCCUCCACCGCCCCCCGCCCAUUGCCCCCCUCAUCACCGCCCGGCGCGCGGCGGGCGGGGCCCCGUGGCCGUUGCGCGGCGGCCGUUACCCCACCCGUGCCGCACGCGCUGCCGCGCGCCCGCCGUUGCCGUGGCGACGGGCUAAGCCGGGGCCUGGCUCCGGCUCGGCGGGCGCAGAGGGGGCGGACGGGCGGCGGCGGCGGGCCGGUGGCUCGGCGCUGCCGGGGUAUGCACAACAAAGGCGGGAGGCGACGCGUCCCGGCGGGCUCCGCAGGUCUUCUACGCAUGGCGACUCAACCCAUGUGAGAGCUCUCUUAUGUGAGUACCCAGCAGCACACUUUGCUGUCUGUGGUCUGUGGACAUUGACUGGCAUCUAAGCGACAUCCCAGCUCCCUCCUCUCCCCCUAGACGCCACUGUCUUAGAGCCUCCAUGUGCAUUUGCUAUGACAUACAUCAGUGUUGAUGAGAGACAGGAACACUGCCGGGUGAUCUUGAGCUGCCAAAAUAAUCAGCUCUAUGCACAACAUGGCUUAAAGGAUUUUUUGGUUAGCAGCAUGCAUCCACUAAAGAACAUAGAUACUCAGAUUUUUUCUGGGGACUUCCACACUCUAGACUCCUGCCACACGGGCAAGGCACCUUUGGCCAGUCCUGUGGAAAACCGGAUGUAUCGGAGCGUGGAGAACCUUCACUGGGCAACAGUUGCUGACUCGGGGCUGUAUUCUCACUGCCGGAGCCUGGAUAAUGAGAUCAUCUUUCGCUAUGGAGGCACCAGUCAGUGGACAGAAGGCUGUGUGGAUGUGCCCCCACUACAGAGCACAUCAGACUCCCUGAGAAACCUUUCUCUCCAUACUAAACAGACAUCUCGAUCAGCACAGAAUGUGCUUCUCCCUCCCUUUGCCAGAGUGCCUCAGUGGCUUUUCCCUUCUGCAGAGGAGAAAGCCCUACACAAGGAUGCCAAGAAAGAGCUGAAGGAGAAACUGAGGCUGCACAGCAGUAAGGUGGCAGAGCCCUGCAAGCCAGUGCGUCCACAGGCACCCCUCCCUGACCUGAUGGCCCAGGAGUUUUUUGAAUGCCAGAUGUGCCGGCAGUACAAGAACGGUUGUGCUGUCAACUGCUGCACAGUGUUGGUGGAACACACUGCUCUCAGGCGCAGCCUCACAGGGAGGCAGAGACUGUGUUUGGCACACAGCAUCAUCAGCCCAGAAGACAUCAAGCAGGAGGCUCAGAGGAGGCUUCAGCUCCGAAGGCAGAAUAGCUCCCCCAAUUUACCCCUUCAGCAUGCUGGGGAAAGCCGUGAGAUGGCCAAAUCCAGAACAGCAGAAGCCCUGGAACAAUAUAGUGGGGAAACAGAUGUCAAAGCGACUUUGGGACAGAGCAAGAAAGGCCGCUGCAAAGGGAGGCUCUACAUACCCACCUUUGAGGAAUUCAAGCAAAUGAGAAGUAAGGAGGCAAAUUCUUCUGCUAGCAGCAGUGGGCCAGCAGAGUGCUUGAAUAAGGGUCUGCCUGUGAACCAGACCCUGGAGGAGGAGAACAAUAAGAAAGUCUGUCCAGAAGCUCUGGGGACCAAAGCUGUGAAUGAAGGUGCUGUCACAGCGGAGGAUGACGAUGAUGUGUUCCAUGAAAACCACACCUCAACUGGCUUUUCCCAACAUCCAGACACAUGGGAUGGUUUCAGAAUGAGCAGCCCUGAGGUGAAGGACAGAACCAACCAGAUCUCCAGCCUCAAUAGAUCCCUGGUCCCCAUUUGCUCUAGCCCUAUUCCACGAUCACCUUUGCAGGCAGUAGCAAUACACAGAGCUGGGCAGGAGAUCUUCAGUGAUGAGCAGCAGAAAGGAGAGACAAGACAAUUAAAUGAUGUCCUCCACCUUGCAGGGCAGUCGCUGGCUUCUGAAGCACAGUCCUCUUGCUGUUCAUCGCUACUGUUAGAAGCCACAGACUUAUCCAGCUAUGGAGCUAAGCUACAAAAGAUGAAGGAUGAAUUCAUAGGUUCAGCCCUGGAACUUAUUAAGAAAAGCUGCAAUGCCGAGACUGCUGGCAAAUCCCCCUCCAAGGGACGGUGUGAUCUGAGGAAAGCUGAUCUCCCACCUCCGGAGGACAGCCAGCAGCCCACAGCGAUGUCCAUGGCAACAGCGACCUGGGAAGACAAGCCAAGCAAUGAGACAUCCAGUGACACUCCGCCUGCAGGGAAUACCCCCAGUCCCAGCUGCCGCCGAUCCAGCUCCGACAUUGUCCAUGAGACCACGGAUGGUGCCAAGGCCCAGCGGGAGUGCCGGCUGCGGCCGCACUUCAGUGACCCUAUGCCGACAGACUCGGUGAAGAGGAAGCAGCUAGAGCUGAAGAUUGCAGCUGCAGCACGGCAGCAUGCACAGAAGCGCCGGCAGGAGCGAGACUACGGUCCAGUGGUAGCAAAAGCCAACCUUGGCCAUGGUGGCAGCUUUGAUGAGACCCGCCGUGCUCCACGUGGCUCCCUCCGCUCCAGACAUCAUUGGAGCAAUGUCAGCAGCCUGAGCACGGACAGUGGGAUUGUUGGCGUGAAUGAUGUCCGGGAUGACCUGGAUCCCAGCGAGGCCACCCGGACCAAGUCAGCAGAUGUGGAGAGGGCAGAUAGUGGCAUUGGCCAGAUGCCAGCCAGAAAGUGGAGGAACAGGGCUUCUGAAACGCUGAGCUCCCUGCAGGCCUGGGAAGCCCACCGUCCCUGCACUGACUGUGGAGAAAGGGACCUCCCGGCAGAGACAGAUGUGCAGAACUGCAAUCAGAGGCGGGCUGACCUCUGCGAGAAGUGCCGCAAACGCAGGACGGAGCGCAAGGAGUCUGUGCUGGAGUUUGUCAACACGGAGGCCAGCUAUGGAGAGGACCUGCGCAUCAUCAAAGAGGAGUUCUACCUCCCCAUGCAGGCGGCUGGGCUGCUGAGCCAGGAACAGCUCCUGGGCAUCUUCAGCAACAUCCAGGAACUCAUCGACCUCAACGAGAACUUCCUGGAGAUACUCCAGGAAGAGAUCGAUCAGGCCUUUGAUCAGGGUGAUGAUGACCUGAUGACCGUGUGCAUCGGCGAAAUAUUUCUAGAGUUCGUCAACAUGCUGCCAGCCUUUCAGACCUACUGUCUUCAGCAGUCCUCCUCUGUGAAUAUGCUCAACGCGCUGGAGAAGGAGAAAGAGUUGCUCAGAAUAUUCCUCAAUGUCUCCCAGAAUGACAACACAGCGCUGCGGCGGAUGAACUUGAGGUCUUUCCUGAUGGCUCCUUUGCAAAGAGUCACUAAGUACCCACUGCUGCUCAGCAGAAUCAUCAAGGCCACCACUGAGUACCACCCAGAUCAUGGCAGCCUGCGGGAGGCUAAGAGCCGCAUCGAGUCCCACCUGGAGCACAUCAACAUGAAAACCAAGCAGGAAGGGAACACAUGGACCCUCCGCUCCUUUCGCCAGGACAGCAAGAAAAAGAGGGAGGUCAUCAACAUUGAGAUGAGAGAAACUGCCCUCAAAACUGUAGGUUGGCUGCGGGAAGAAACACGAUUUGUGAUGGAGGGGUCUCUGCAGCUGGCCCAGCCCCCUGAUGGCCAGUGGGUGAAGAAAGGCAGCAAGACCCUGAAGUUCCAGAACAUGCAGGUCCUCCUCCUGGUGAACAUGAAGCGCGUGUCUGAGUCCAGCCUGGAGUCAGCUGAGCCAGGGCCUGUGAAGGACGCCGUGCUGGUACUCAUCAGGGACAAAAAUAACGGCAAGUUCCAUUUGCUCAGGGAGCCCUUGAGGCUGAGUAAUUGCAUCGUCUCCACUGAUCCUGACUGCGAUGACACUUUUGAACUCAUUGAGAUCAGGCGGGAGGCAUUUGUGUUCCGGGACAGUGACCGGGCACGGACUCACCACUGGUUCAGGCAGAUCAGGCGAUACUCGAGGGAGCUGGGCUCCUGGAAGAAGCGGCGGAACGCACUGCCCAACAUCAUGAUCAGCACCCCUCACACCAGGCCCUGAGUCCCGCACGGGCAGCACGCAGGGAGACUUGGCUUGGCCAGUGCCGUGUGCGGGAACCAUCAAGAGCCCCAGUGGCUUGAACUUGCUCUGCUCCAUGGACCACGCAGGGAGGAGCCUGGCCCAUGAAGACUCUUGGCAGCACUGGAACCAAGUAUUACAGCCUAGUUCUGGUCUCCGGCCUCAGGACUCAACUUGUUUGUGGCUGAUGUACAUACAGAGAUGGGCUUCCCUUGAGGAGCAGAUCUCUGGAGGAAAAUACUGAGUUUAACUUGUCAAUAUUGCACUGUGGGAGAAUGAUGUAUGAUGCUUGCCAUUGCAUGGAUUGUGUUGAAAGCCAGUCUUGACAACAUGAGAGAAGUUUCCACCAUUGACUGUAUUUCAUCAGCAUUAGGUAAAGUCAGGGUCAAAAUUAGGUGCAGUAUUAUGCAACAGGGGAGGAAAAUUAGAGAAAAUGAUGUUUUCCACAACUACUCCUAAGGACUGUAUUUCAUUAUUCACCUCUGUAUAUUCAGUCAAAAUACUUGUUUAAAAAGAAAGGUCUUUCAUCUUUAAUCCAAGUCAAGUAGAGAUCAAUUUGCUCAGAUUCAGCUGCAUGCAUACAGCAAAGAAAAAAAAAAGCAGACAAGAAUAAAAAGAGUUCUUGCUCUCUGACACAUGCACCCCAAAUAUGCAUAGAACCUGUGGAAGAGCAGUAUAUUCCCACUGAAAGUCUGUUAUUUAACUGACUUGGGGACUGGAACGUAACUCUACAUCUGAAAUAUCUCAGAAGUGUAUGUAAAUAUAGCUCCGCUACCACUAAUAGUGAACUUAAAAGUUUGAGAUUAUUUAAAUGAUGUAAUCUAGUGCAUUCCAAAAUUUAAUUGAAAGGAACAAUUUACAUUGUACUGUAGAGUAACAUAAAAGGUUUUAAUAAUUAUAUUUCAAUGACUUUAGGUGGGUAUUCUUUUAAAUACUUGUUUUCUGGAGUAGAUAUUUCAUUUAGUGUGGGUGACAUUCAGGUGAACAAUGUGCCUAUGUCUGUUCUUUGGAUCCCCUGAACAGAAUUCAAGGGCUACUCCUAAUGAGACUGGGAGAAUGGUCCAAGCCUGCUACCUUAUGUCUCCCUAGACAACAAUAGAUUGGCAUAAAACCUUACGCUCUGGCCGCAGUCCUGCCUGGGCAGGUCUGGCCCCAGCGCACCAGAUGCAAGAGCCGAAGCCAAGGCCACAAAAGCACUCUCCCAUAAGGUCCAGCCUCUCUCGGCUCCGCAGCAGGGCAAUGACUCGAAGCUGAACAAUGGUGAAAAGGCAAACAGGGUUUAACCUUUUCAGCCUGACGUUACUGCUGCCUGUGGCCUUGCGAUUACAAGAUCGGCAAAAUGUCACGCUGUGACUUACACAGCAAAGGCCAGAUUACAGCCCUAGAGGCUGAAUUAAAGGAGCCUGAAUUUUGGUCAGUGGAUCUCAGAGAGGACAACCUGUAAAUGUUCUCUCAGAUCCCAGGGUAAAGACAAGGCCAAUCAGUAUUAUUCACUCCCCACAACAUAUUUCUGUUACAGGCAUUUAUUUUACAGGAGGUUUCAUACAAGGAAGCAUAUUUGUGUAUUUCUCCAGAGAUCACCCAGUAUCAGUGAGCACACAAACAAAAGUGGACAGAAGCUACCUUCACGUAGGUAGCCCUAGUCUUGUAAGUCACCACUGACCCAAGGCCUGAGCAGGUGUUGAAACCGUGCCCAGUGCUUCGUCCUCCUGCCACGGCUGCUGGUGCUUGUUAUGCUGCCCCGGGCGCUGAGGCGGACACCAGCAGUGGGAUGUGUGCACACUGGCUGUAUUCUAUCUCCAUCUGCACCAUCCAGCACUCUAAUGCUUCAUUUUGUCCUUGAGGAAAUGGGAAUUGUUGAAUCAUCUGGAGGCUUUACAAACACAUACCCAAGACAUGAGGGUGGCAGCACACAGCUGAGCAAUAGCUGCCAACAUGCUUGUUAGGGCAGCAGCAGCGAGUUGGAAUUCCCUCCAGCUAUUUCUAGUCGUUAGACAAUAGUUUGUUUGUUCCCCCAAAAUACACACUGAACAGCCAGUAAUGAGCACGAGGCAUUACUUUUAUAAAUUUGUUGCUUAUUUUUCAAAUAGAUGGAUGUCUAAGCAGAGCAGCUGCUGGAGGAAGAUUUCCCCAAUGCUGUCAUGACAGAUCUGCACCUAACGGCCUUCAAGCCCCAUUCUCCAAACAUGCAAAAAGCAACAGCUUGUAGCACCUUUGUUUUCUCUCCCAUGAUCAAAACGGCACAGCUACCUUCUCUUCGUUACCUCCAGUGGAGAGUUUUGAUAAGGGAAGGCAUAAGUACAGUAAGCCUAAUAGCUUAAUUUAUCCAAAUAGCAAGUGGCUUUCACAGCCACAGAAAGCUGCUGCUUUCUGGAACAUUUUUGAUUGCUUUCUAGCACAAUGAUUUUCUCCACACUAAUUCACACUCAAAACCAGCUGGGGACUGUUUGUACCGUCGUAUCUUUAAAUCAAGAUACCUUCAGUCACCCUGGCUGUUCAAAAAGGUUAGAGAACAAUAAGUAUAUGUAAAAGGUCUGAUAUUUAGCAUCAAUCUUGUGUUUGGGUGAUUGUUCAAUUUGUCAGAUUCAGGGUUUUUCUAGGUAUCACAGGAAACACCUGCCUGCCAGACUCCUGGUAAUCAUGGCCUGUUUCCUCUGAACCAGGCAAACUCUCCCCAAAAUAAGGUCCGUAAAUAAUUGCCGGGUGUUGAGCUGCAAGCAGGACAUGUACUUGCUGCUGUAACCCUGUCCUAAAAAAACCUGUGAGCCAGGGAACAGUACAGGCUCUUUGAUCUGGGACAGCCUGAUGGUUGAACCUGUCAAACUAGACAGAGGUUGUGCUUCCAGUGUUAUUUAUCUUUUACAUGUCUGGUGUGUACUUAGCUGCUUGCCUGCGUUUAAAUUACAGGUGUUGAAAGGGAGCACGAGCACAGAACCAUCUCUCUGGCCCCACAAGGGCUCGUGCUGUGGGGUGAGUCUGCAUAGGAAGGGCAAGGAGUGGCGGCACACUGCCAAGGCAGCAGGUUUCUAUAAUCCUCAGGCACCUUUCGGAACUGGAUGAUCCCUCUUCUGGGAAGUUCGAGGUCUUUCAGUAUCACAUGUGCACAUCUUACUUGGCAGCUCUGGAGAUUAGUUGUGCUGUAUUUUUCCAUUUCUAAUUAACAAACCUUAUAAAAUGCUAUUAUAACCCAGAGUACUUGGGAACAGGGUUGUCUAUAAGCCAAGAAAGCAAUUAUUUGUUCCAAACUGGCCGUCCCAAGGCUCCAUAAUGUUUUUAUGCCUCUCAGAAGCCAUGACUGACAAUACUAAGAUUACUUUUAAAGACUCCUGCCCACUGAACUGACCCGGCUAGUACAAACAGACCACGUUAGGGGCAAAAAAAGAGAAAGUCAGAUUACUCCAUUGAUUUAUCAAAACUCAUAAAUGACCUUUAAAAAGAAUUUAGGAUGAGUCUUACUGGCCAUUUACCAGAAAAACUAUCAAAGAGUCCGUAUAGUUUCAAGCUCACAAGAUGACACAACACUGGAUUAAGAGUCCCCUCUGAGAGCAGGUGCCAAGGAAAGGAGGAGUAGCUACUCUAAGAGUGAGCAGGCUAAGUGGGAAAGCCUGAAAAAAACCACAGGGAGAUGAAGAGUGAAUACUUUAGAGGGCAGAGACUUCUGCUUUAGUAAAUGGAGAUCUUCCCUCCAUGGUGUUCUCAUACAUUCCUGGUUGUCCUUAACAGAAGUGAGGAUGUGUUCAGCGUGGGUCUCCGCUAUGUGAUCAAGAACGCCUCUGAAAGGGAGCGCCAGCUUUGGUCUGACAGCAAGAACCUACUGUAGCUGUCAUUGGAGACUGAGACUGACUUCGUGCAUCCCAAAUCCUGGAAAAAAGCUCAGAGAUCAUCUCAGAUCUCCUACCUUGGGGAACUUCAAUCAUUUGAUGCACAUGAAUCUAUUACAGAGAUAAAGUCCCAGGAAGACAGAUAUCCAGCAGGAGAUUCUGGUGAAUCUUGCACUCUCUUGCUCGUCCCUGACAUCCUCAAAGGGAAGAUAAUUCAAGUCUUCUAGCACCCUGUCAAAGCUAUCCCUGCCAUGGAUGAGGCAGCUGUAGUAACUCUCUUUUCAUGAUGUCAUAAUGUCAGCCAUGUCUCCUCUUAAAUGUAUGCUGGGGAACCAGGUGAGAUUAAGCUGGAAUUAGGCUGACAUUCUCUGACUUGAAAUUGGAAAAACCUGGAAUCAAAAGCAGUGGAGGAAACUGUCCUCCUGACAGGGAUCAGAUAAAAGUUCAAAGAUCUCACUGUCACUGUUGAGUGACUUUCUGUCACUACACUGGAAUACAGUCUUACCAAUCAGGCAGACAAACAAACUACCUUAUUUCUCACAGAGGCUGCUGAAUAUCAAUAUGAUUAGAGACAGGUACAAGCAAUUAAAAAACCCCACAACGUUUUGACAGUAACACUGCACAGUCCAAGAACUCCAGGCAAGCUCCAAGGGCACUCAUUAGAAAAAAAGACAUCUCCCUGAGGAAGCUGAAGGUGGUCCCCUAAGGGAAACCUUUCUACAACAUGGAUGGAAAAGUUAGGCAAUAGAACAUAGAGGGUCCUCUUCAACAGAGGGUGAGGAACCCUAAUAAGGAAUCAGAAGACAGGCAGAGCAUCCUCCAGCACUGGUUUCUGCCCAGGCUUGACUGGGAGCAGUUGCAUAGCUGGAAAAAGCUGAGAAGCUGGCAUUAGGCUCUAGGUCCUCUAGCAGGGAUGAAUGUAAUGAUAAUUUGCAACUCCCCAGCUCAAAUCCUGCCCCAGUGUGAUCUCCACCAGCAGAGGCUUUGCAUCCCUGAGAAACUCUCUCAGCCACAGCUGAGAAGACCCAGACUGCAAAGAGCCCUCCCAGGGAAGGUGCUCUGCGUAGGAGCAGGCAAAGGAACCCUUUUGUUUCACUGGCAGGUGGUUUUGAACCCUUCCCUCCAGUGCAGGAACCUCCCUUGCAGUGUCAGAGUCACAUCCGUGGGAAGACUCAAGUGAAAUGUCUCUGGGUGCUUUGGGGAGGGCUGGCAGAGGAGAGUGGGCAGCCUGGAGGUCACAAGAAAGUCACAGAGCAGAUCCCAGUAACCAAAACAUACAAAGAGCACAAGGCCCCAGACUGUUUCACAGGGGCUGAAGCCUCAGGCUUUUUCUUCCCUUUAGGCUCUCUGCAGUCCCUGUUGAAGUCUCCAACAGGCUGUGGUGGUUGCCAGACUUCACAAAAAUCUGCUGCACAGGGCCCCAGCACAGACCCAGAGGCAGCCAGACAGCUCUCCCUACUGGAUGGGAGCCAGCAGGCUUCCCAGGGAGCAGACAACGCCUUUGCAGGGCUCAGGCUCUUAGAUUUUCCCCAACAGAAGCAGGUUAGCCCUUUGUACACCCAGAGUGUGAACGUGCAGGUGAACAGGCAUUCAGACAAGGAGUGUAUUCCCCCUUUCUUGAAAGGACUGGUUUUAGGACAGCCAUUUUCCCCUUGGGCAGGGCAAUCCUCCAGUGACGGCUAACCAGCGCAAGCCAGAAGUGCCGCAGUUUGAAGUGGCAAUACACAGAGGCAGACAACCCUGCGAGGAGAUACCCAUCUUCGAGUAAUUCAUGCCUGACCCACAACAUGCAUAUGGUGUGUAUACCGUAAAGGACUAUUCCUUUCAAAAUCAAACCCUUCCUUAGUGACCCUCCAUGAAUUCAGCAGGCAGGAGGCUCUCUGAACAGCCCCUACACACACUUUAGUACAGCUGCACUGCAGUAUCCAGCAACAGACGGUACUUUAAUGAGGGAAGAUGGACUACUGAGUAACAGAUCAGUAGCCACGCACAGACCCCAGGAGUCAUCCAUGUUCACUUUCUGCUCUCCUUAAUUGCCUGGGUGUAUAAUGGCCUUACCAGCUGAAAAAUGCAAGUGAGGCUCUAUAGCACAAAGUCAUCAAUUGGCAGUAAAAUGAAGGCAAAUUAUUUACCCAAAGAGAAAAUCCUUGUCAAUGCUAACAGAACUGGAAGCAGUUAAAUUCUGCAAGAAAAAUCAGACGGUUUACCACAUAGUGUUACAGCUCAAUGACCACUCAAAGCUGGCACCACAGAGGGAGGAAGAAGCCUUCCUCCGCACACUGGCAUAGCGUGCGCGGGACUGUGCGGUGAACCAGAUUGGGAGCAAACACUGCUGAAAAAUAAAGACUGUUCCAGCUAGAUCAGUUCCUUCAUGCAGUUUACUGCACAAAGACGUGUACUGGCACUAGAAAAGGGCAGUCUGGAAGUGAUAACGUGUCCUUUAACAAGUGCCAGUUUAACGAGGUUGCUGGUCUUGGGCUGUAGUUAAUCAAUUCCAGCAGACGGACCCCAGUUCAACAACCAGCCCCAAGGUCUAUGCUGCAUCCUGUGCCAUGGAGCUCUGCUCACCCGUUUCGCAGUUUCAGGUCAGCACUUCC
This is a messenger RNA of Grus americana (Whooping crane), 10449 nucleotides long. Its product is annotated as myosin-M heavy chain-like. Bases 498 to 4013 code for a protein of 1171 amino acids. Gene Ontology annotation, molecular function: guanyl-nucleotide exchange factor activity. The record is from RefSeq and is a predicted model, not a curated record. Gene Ontology annotation, biological process: positive regulation of Rho protein signal transduction. NCBI's taxonomy places the organism in Eukaryota, Metazoa, Chordata, Aves, Gruiformes, Gruidae. The transcript is spliced from 7 exons.